AUGAGACGUUAUCUAGUAUGGCCAGCGGGAAUGAUAUUUCCAAAUAUCCUUCUCAAGUGUGCCACGUUUCGAAUGUUGCAUGAAAAGAAGAAUGAUGACGAUUUGCGGCUUUCAACGUGGAAAAUGGGACGAUUUCGAUUUUUCCUCAUUGCAUCUAUUGUUCAGUUUGUUUACUACUGGAUACCGGGCUAUUUCAUGCCCAUACUAACAUCAUUUUCAGUAAUAUGUUUUAUGAAUCAGAAUAAUAUUGUAUUUGGCCAGUUAACCGGAUUCUACGGUCUGGGUAUUGGAGCACUGCAGUUGGAUUGGCAAUCGGUAACGGCAUUUUUACAAUCACCAAUUCUGUAUCCGUGGUGGGCUCUAUUUAACAUUCUUAUUGGUUUCAUUGGUAUAUACUGGAUAAUUAUUCCGAUACUGUACUAUACGAAUACGAAUGCAAAAAAUUUACCUAUGUUUUCGAGCAAUUCAUAUGCUAGAAAUGGUAGUCGAUAUAACUAUUCAUUAAUCACAAAUGACAACAGGCAUCUAAACCAAAGAGCUUAUGAGCUGUACGGUGAUCCAGUGUUGACACCAAUAUUCUCAGUAACUUUUUGUAUCCAGUUUGCACUUAUAACAGCAAUUAUUGUUCAUACCAUCUUGUAUCAUGGUAAGUUUAUCUUAAAGCAAUUCAAUAUGUCAGCUGAUGAAGCAACAAAUGAUGUCCACGGUGCAUUAAUGGCAAAAGUGGGAAAAGAAGUCCCCGAGUAUUGGUAUACAUUAUUAUUUCUGAGCUUAUUUGUUUGUGCAGCAAUUGUGUGUGAACUAGCAACACUGAUGCCAUGGUAUUAUCUUUUUCUAAUUAUAUCAAUUGAUUUCAUUCUCUUACUACCCAGUGGUAUUGUAAAAGCCAUAACAAAUCAAGAUAUAGAAUUAGAUUUGCUAAUGUCACUUUUGGGCGGACUUGUAUUGAAAGGCAACGCUGUUGCCAAUAUGACAUUUCGAACAUACGGGUACACAAUUCAACGUCGUUCAUUAACAUUCAUAGCUUGUUUGAAGCUCGGUCAUUAUACGAAGAUCCCUCCACGCGCUAUGUUCACUAUGUUGGUUGUUAGUACUUUAAUUGGUUCUACACUAAGUUACGUAGCAGCGUAUCUUAUUAUAAAACAUCUAAAGGAUCUUUGUCGCAGUAACGAUUGGCUGUGUCCGGAAGUGCGUGUAUUUAAAGAAAUAUCUUACUAUGUGGGCACUGUAGGUACAGCUAAUUUUCUUCACGCACACUUAUAUACAUUAUAUUUCUUUCUGAUCGGCGCACUGUGUCCGAUUCCAGCGUGGCUAUUACAUAAACGAUUUCCUACAGUUGGAUGGUUGAGAUAUGUACAUUUUCCAGUUAUGCUCGCAUCGUUAUCACAAAUACCACCUAUACAAACAGCUACAUAUCCAACGUGGUUAUUCAUCGGUUUUAUAUUCAAUUAUGUUAUACGAAAGCGUGCUAGUGACUGGUGGAUUAAGUAUGCUUAUAUAUUUUCAGCAGCAAUGAGCGCUGGUGUUGGUGCGGGACUUAUUUGCAUUGCAUUUCUGCCGGUAUUUCCAGUGCACUGGUGGGGAAAUGCUCAAAAUGAAGUCAACGGUGAUGGGUGUAAAUAUUCAACUGCUAAUUACUAUGGCCUUAUACUUGAUCCAACUCUUUCCACAAAUCUAUGA
Messenger RNA from Didymodactylos carnosus, 1680 nucleotides. NCBI's taxonomy places the organism in Eukaryota, Metazoa, Rotifera, Eurotatoria, Philodinida, Philodinidae. The record is from the annotation of a GenBank genome assembly.